Messenger RNA from Hibiscus syriacus, 1250 nucleotides. RefSeq names its product purine permease 3-like. The record is from RefSeq and is a predicted model, not a curated record. Bases 60 to 1094 code for a protein of 344 amino acids. The transcript has a single exon. Gene Ontology annotation, cellular component: membrane. NCBI's taxonomy places the organism in Eukaryota, Viridiplantae, Streptophyta, Magnoliopsida, Malvales, Malvaceae. Gene Ontology annotation, molecular function: purine nucleoside transmembrane transporter activity.
UUUCUAACCACACAAAACUCAACCUCCAUGGAGGUAGACAAACCAAAACCAUUACCACCAUGAGAAAAGCUCUGCUAAUAAUAAACUGCUUCGUCCUUUCUAUAGGACACUGUGGCGGUCCACUUAUCAUGCGCCUGUACUUCAUCCACGGCGGAAAACGAGUCUGGUUCUCCAGCUGGCUCGAGACCGGUGGUUGGCCUAUCAUCCUUCUCCCAGUCGCCUGCGCUUACUUUCACCGUUCAAGGACACAACCCAGUUCGGAAAACAAGCUUUUCUUCAUCAAACCCCGUUUGUUCAUCGCCGCCGCCUUCAUCGGAAUCCUGACCGGCCUGGACGACUACAUCUACGCCUACGGAGUCGCCCGCCUUCCAGUUUCGACAGUGGCUUUAAUCAUCGCCUCGCAGCUGGUUUUCACCGCGGCGUUCGCUUUUCUUUUGGUGAAGCAGAAGUUCACUUCUUACUCCAUUAACGCCGUGUUUCUGUUAACGAUCGGAGCGGGCGUUUUAGCUUUGAACACGAGCGGCGAUAAACCCGAGAAAGAAUCGAACAGGGAAUACGUUUCGGGGUUCAUAAUGACGGUUGGUGCGGCGGCUCUGUAUGGAUUCAUCUUGCCGUUGGUGGAGCUUACCUACAAGAAAGCGAAGCAAGAGAUGAGCUACGCGCUCGUGAUGGAGAUUCAGAUGGUGAUGUGCUUGUUCGCCACCGGCUUUUCCACCAUCGGAAUGCUCAUCAACAAUGAUUUUGAAGUGAUUCCAAGGGAGGCAAGGGAAUUCGAGCUCGGGGAAACCAAGUAUUACGUGGUUGUGGUUAUGAGUGCGAUCAUAUGGCAGUAUUUCUAUUUGGGAGUAAUCGGAAUAAUCUUCUGUUCAUCUUCUUUGGUAUCUGGUAUUGUGAUUGCUGUUCUGUUGCCUGUAACUGAGAUUCUGGCUGUAAUCUUCUACAAAGAAAGCUUUCAUGCCGAGAAGGGAGUGGCCCUUGCACUCUCACUAUGGGGCUUCCUUUCUUACUUUUAUGGUGAAAUUAAGCAAUCCAAGAAAGGCCAUCUUCUUCAAUCGGAAAUGCCCUCACUUCCUAAUCCUCAUCCAAGUGUUUAGGGGCAGAGAUGCACCUAAAGGAAGGGUAGGCGAUACAACAGAACAAGAUUUUAGGCAGAAAUCGUCGUAUGAUUCUGACGAUUCAAAAGUUAUCGUGUAACGUGUUGUAGAAAAAAUCCUAGUUUAGAAAUAAUUUCUAGAAAAAAUUCUAGUUUA